AAUAUAUAUAGUUUGUCGCAGGACCCUAACCCUAAAAUCUGAACAUUUUGCUCUCAAGCUACAAGAUCCAGCAAGACUAGCCGCAGUCGAAGAAAUCAGAAGUUCACCAUGGGAAAGGUUCACGGAUCGUUGGCUCGUGCCGGUAAGGUGAGAGGACAGACCCCAAAGGUUGCUAAACAAGACAAGAAGAAGCAGCCACGUGGACGUGCUCACAAACGUAUUCAAUACAACCGCCGUUUCGUCACCGCCGUUGUUGGAUUUGGAAAGAAGAGAGGACCAAACUCAUCAGAGAAAUAAGCAUCAUCCGUUAUGUUUUGAAUUGUCUGAUGUUUGUUUAGAGGACUUGUUUAGCUUUAUGGUAACUGCGAAUUUUGUUAUGUUCAACUAAUUUUAUCAAAGUAUCUGCCAUUACUUAAGUUGA
Erigeron canadensis is the source of this 421-nucleotide messenger RNA. Its product is annotated as 40S ribosomal protein S30. Gene Ontology annotation, biological process: translation. Gene Ontology annotation, cellular component: cytosolic small ribosomal subunit; ribosome. NCBI's taxonomy places the organism in Eukaryota, Viridiplantae, Streptophyta, Magnoliopsida, Asterales, Asteraceae. Gene Ontology annotation, molecular function: structural constituent of ribosome. The transcript is spliced from 3 exons. Bases 109 to 297 code for a protein of 62 amino acids. The record is from RefSeq and is a predicted model, not a curated record.